AAGCCUACUUAAGAAAAAAAAAAAACAUGGGGGCGACGUGAUUGGUUGAUUUUUUUGUGACGUAGCGUUACAAGGUGCCCGUUCUGUAAUAUCUGCUAAGAAAAUGGCUACUUGGUUGGGCGGCCUGUGCUUAUCUUCAAUCAAGAGGGCGCUUAAGGUUCCUGUUCCCAAUUUGCCCUUGUGUAGUCGCCAACUUGCAAGUCUUGCCGAGGCCUUUGAUGCAAAUUCUCGCUAUAGAGACCAGCCUUGGGAGUAUAUGAAUAGUGAAGAAUAUUUACAGAGGUAUGAUCGGAAAUCAAUAUGGGCUGAUUACAGGCGAAACCAUAAAGGGCCUAUUCCACCACAAAAGACCCGUAAAACCUGUAUCAGAGGAGGGAAGAUUUGUGGGAACCCAUGUCCAAUCUGUCGGGAUCAAAAGCUUGGCUUGCAUUAUAGGAAUGUGAAAUUACUUCAGCAAUUUAUAUGUCCCCAUACAGGAAUAGUGUAUGAUCCAACAACAACAGGUGUGUGUAUGAAACAGCAAAAAGCCUUGAUAAAAGCUAUUACAGAGGCAACAGAUCAUGGAUUUCUUCCUGCUCAUGUUUCCUAUAUAGUUCUGCCUCACGAAGACUAUUUAAAUAGUCACAGUGCAGUUUCUGACACACCUUCACCUAAAGCAGGACCUUGGUACCCCUGGUAUGAGUGGCAAGAGCCAAACCCCAAAGAAGUAGCACGGUUGCGUAAGCUUUAUAAACCCUACCUGAAAGAGAUGAUGGGAAAUAAAUGAAGUUAGUUAAGUAGGUUAUAUUUAUAUGCUGGCAGUAUUUUGUCACAGAUGUUAUCCAGAAAUCUGACCCUUUAUGGAAGUUGCAACUUUUUUUGAACAGAUUUUUUUUUUCAUAAUAAACCCUUAUGCUCUAUCAA
Messenger RNA from Xenopus laevis (African clawed frog), 903 nucleotides. RefSeq names its product mitochondrial ribosomal protein S18B L homeolog (gene mrps18b.L). The record is from RefSeq and is a predicted model, not a curated record. Gene Ontology annotation, molecular function: structural constituent of ribosome. Gene Ontology annotation, biological process: mitochondrial translation; translation. Bases 104 to 766 code for a protein of 220 amino acids. Lineage: Eukaryota; Metazoa; Chordata; Amphibia; Anura; Pipidae. Gene Ontology annotation, cellular component: mitochondrion; ribosome; mitochondrial small ribosomal subunit. The transcript is spliced from 7 exons.